CGUCAUCAUAGCUGCAGCUGGCGAGCGACCCCGAGCCCGCAGCAUCCGCCGUCCUCCGAGCAGCUUCCACGGGGAAUUGUGCUCCCAUCCGAUCCAUUCUCCGUUGAUACCGGCGUCGAUUCUCCUCCCGCGGCAUUCCAGACGAGCUCACAAGCUUGCGCCGCCUCCAAUUGACACCCGCCGUCGAAAAACCACACCACACCACCGAACCCCACCUCACGAAGCUUCACCCGCCGACCCUCACAAUGUGGCCAUUCUCCUCCGACACGCGCGGCGACGCCAUCCGCUCCGGUAACGCCAUCCCCAACCGCCAAGAGCGCACCGUGUGCUGGGCCGCGCGCGACGCCUACUUCAACUGCCUGGACGCCAACAACAUCAUCGACGCCAACAAGGACGCCGGCGCCGCCAAGAAGGCCUGCCCCGAGGCCUCGGCUGAUUUCGAGCGUGACUGCGCCGCGGCUUGGGUCAAGUACUUCAAGCAAUGGCGCGUCGCCGACAUCAACAAGCGCAGGCGUCUCGACGAGCUGCGAGCUCAGGGCGCGCAGGAGAUGACCGUCACCUCGACCUUUGCCCCCGAGGGUGGUGCUGCCGAAAAGGGCAAAAGCAAGGACGAGAUCCAAGAUCUGCUGGAGAGGAAGAAGGGGAGGUAAACCAAAAAAAGGUCACGACGAACCAUGAUAUGAACAACAUGGCACUCCCGCUGUUGUAUCUCGAACAAGUGUAUUUAUAUAUGUGUACAUCACCACCCUUAUUAGCUCACGCAACCACCGCUCAUGUCUGUACGACUACCAAAAGCACAUCUCGACCUGACGAGAAAAAGACAACUC
This is a messenger RNA of Ilyonectria robusta, 827 nucleotides long. RefSeq names its product cytochrome oxidase c subunit VIb-domain-containing protein. The coding region runs from base 246 to 650 and encodes 134 amino acids. NCBI's taxonomy places the organism in Eukaryota, Fungi, Ascomycota, Sordariomycetes, Hypocreales, Nectriaceae. The transcript has a single exon. Gene Ontology annotation, cellular component: respiratory chain complex IV; mitochondrial intermembrane space; mitochondrion. Gene Ontology annotation, biological process: mitochondrial respiratory chain complex IV assembly. The record is from RefSeq and is a predicted model, not a curated record.